Messenger RNA from Rangifer tarandus platyrhynchus (Svalbard reindeer), 423 nucleotides. Lineage: Eukaryota; Metazoa; Chordata; Mammalia; Artiodactyla; Cervidae. The record is from the annotation of a GenBank genome assembly.
AUGCGUAGAAUCCAAUUUGACUGUGUUCUAAAGACUCAUAAUGUUCUGGAAGAGCCGGACCUUGUGAUAGACUACGUGACCCGGGUUGGGCUGUCCCAUCAGCAGAAGGGGGAGCAGGUGAGAACUGACAGGAGCCAGGGCUCCUAUUGUAAUGUGUCCCUUCGCUCACCUGCCAGGGAUGUGCUGGGCUCAGCUGAGGCCCUGUCAUGGGGCCCACUGGCAGGGGUGGGGAGUCACUUGCUGUCCAGCCCUGUGCUGGGACAGUGGGAGAGCCCUGAGCUUGGCCAGCCGCGUGAUGAGAAGUUUGAUUUGGGUUUUUUCCACAGCUGCUUCAUAUGCCCUACCUACCCCACCCCCUCAGUAAAAGCUGGUAGCUUACUGUUUCCUCAAGAAGAAAGUAGACUUUUAAUGCUGUCAGUUUGA